CAUCAUCCCAUUGGCUUAGAAGCUUCCGGCUUCUUCGUCUCGGACGAGAUCAACAAGACAUAUGAAAUCAACACGACAAUGAGUAGAUAUUUGGAUUAGAUAUAGGGUGAACGUCACUUCUUACACACUUUUACACUUUACAUUAACCUUUUGUCGCUUGUUUGUCGUGUGGGAUCAACCAGGGACAGUUGCCUGCCAACUACAGUAGAUUAUUUUCGCUCAAAGCGGAUUGUAGCCAUGAUGGCGUCAAGCUACAACGCUAAGGAAGAGGACGGACACCACUCGGGUGCUUCGAGUCACGGAGGCGCAGGAGCUGUGAAAAAUAAAAAGCCGGACAACACAGCGUUCAAGCAGCAGAGACUACCGGCCUGGCAGCCCAUCCUGACGGCAGGCACCGUGCUGCCAGCCUUCUUCGUUAUCGGUCUCAUCUUCAUCCCCAUAGGCAUCGGCCUGUAUGUCUCAUCAAACAACAUUAAAGAGUUCGAGAUUGAUUACACUGGUGUCGAUAUUUCCAGUCCAUGCUACAGCUGUGCCAAGAACUUCAGCUGGAACAACACAACACCUUGUCUCUGCUCUGUGCCCUUCACAUUGAAGCAGCCAUUUGAGAGCAAUGUCUUCAUGUACUACGGCUUGUCCAACUUCUAUCAAAACCACAGACGUUAUGUGAAGUCCAGGGAUGACAGCCAACUGAACGGUGACCAAUCUGCUUUGACGAACCCCAGCAAGGAAUGCGAACCAUACCGCACAAGUGAUGGACUGCCCAUUGCACCAUGUGGAGCCAUAGCUAACAGCCUUUUUAAUGACACUCUUGAGCUGUAUCAUAUUGAUUCAAAUGGUAGCAGAAAUGCCAUUCCUCUGGUAAAGAAGGGCAUUGCGUGGUGGACAGACAAGCAUGUGAAGUUCAGGAAUCCUGGUGGAAACAACAACCUUACCCAAGCCUUCCAUGGCACAAGUAAGCCAGUGAACUGGAGGAAGCCAGUGUACGAGUUGGAUCCAUCGGAUACUGAGAACAAUGGUUUCAUCAACGAAGACUUCAUUGUGUGGAUGCGUACAGCCGCAUUACCCACCUUUCGCAAGCUCUAUCGCAUCAUUCAGAAGAAACCCAACACGACCCCCACUCUACCUAGUGGCAGUUACGUCUUGGAAAUAACUUACAAUUACCCUGUGCUCAGCUUUGAUGGUCGCAAACGGAUGAUCCUCAGCACUAUCUCCUGGAUGGGAGGGAAGAACCCCUUCCUUGGCAUUGCCUACAUCACUGUGGGCUCCAUCUGCUUCUUCCUGGGUGUGGUUCUGCUCAUCAUCCACCACAAAUAUGACACCCGCAACAGCAGUGCAGAUAUUCCAAACUAAACUCCUCUUUUAUCAUGCUUUCCUGCCUCUGCAUGCAUGGGUGACCCUAAAGGGUCCAUUCUGGACUGCUUGUUGAUUUUAGUGUGAUUACACUGGUUUCUAAUCGUCUGUUGUGUGUAUGUUCAAAGACAACACUGUCUAUAGUGUGUCAUCAAAAGCUGUGUUUAUUUGUAGGACAACUAAGGCAAAAGAAGGAUGCUAGAGCUUGCAUUUCUGUGCAUAUAGCUUCAAGUCAGCUGCUGAGACUUCUAAUGAAAGUUUUUAUCUACUAUUUAUCUAUACAUUCAAAGUAUAUCUGUGUUUUAUUUUAGCAGUGCAUCGCGAAUGGCUUAGUUGUUGAAGGAUGUAUGUAUUUUUAUUGCAAGUUUUGUGCAUAUUAUGUACUGUAAUGUGUCCUGCUGAUGAAUGUACCAUUAUAUUUUAUCGACAUACCUCUGUGCAUUUUGAGAUAACCUCAAAUAUAGUAUGGGAUAAGCAUUGCUCUUGUGCUGUUUGUUAUGGUUAACAUUGAUGUUUAACAAGAAGUAUUUCAUCCUGGAAGAGUCUUCACAAGUGAGGGUAUCUAAUUACCACUGCGACUGGCUGUGUGAAGGCACUGAGCCAGUCAUAAGGCAUCCUCUUAAAAUCACAAUUUAAUUCUUAUGAAUGAUGGAAAUAUUAUCCCACACCACUAUAUUCAGUAUUUGUAGUUCUAAGACUCUGGGCAUCAUGGAGCUGAUUAUAGCAAAAAAUGCUUCUGUUUCUACAGUUUGGCCUAUGUUUUAAGUUAUCUUGUGUUCUUCAAUGUUGACCAAAUGAUAUGCACUUUAAAAGUGACACAUUUGUUAGUUUUUCCUUGUUUCACUUCAUCUUCUGUUGUAAUAUUGCAUUCUUGAUUUAUUGAUAAGGAGUUAAUUGUUUAAAUUGGAAAUUUAUUGGUUUUUAUAAGGUUUGUAUGGUCCAAUUAAACAAUGUGGUCAAUGGUCAA
Molecule: messenger RNA, 2317 nt
Organism: Scatophagus argus
Lineage: Eukaryota; Metazoa; Chordata; Actinopteri; Scatophagidae
Gene: cdc50aa
Product: transmembrane protein 30Aa
Exons: 7
Coding region: 238-1350 (370 amino acids)
Biological process (GO): phospholipid translocation
Cellular component (GO): Golgi apparatus; endoplasmic reticulum; plasma membrane
Source: RefSeq, a predicted model, not a curated record